Clupea harengus (Atlantic herring) is the source of this 2471-nucleotide messenger RNA. Its product is annotated as asparagine synthetase [glutamine-hydrolyzing]-like. The record is from RefSeq and is a predicted model, not a curated record. Gene Ontology annotation, molecular function: asparagine synthase (glutamine-hydrolyzing) activity. Lineage: Eukaryota; Metazoa; Chordata; Actinopteri; Clupeiformes; Clupeidae. The coding region runs from base 338 to 2023 and encodes 561 amino acids. The transcript has 12 exons. Gene Ontology annotation, cellular component: cytosol.
ACUGUGCACCAUAGAGACCAAUAUCGCGUCCACUACAAUGGUUUAAGUGCGUAACAUGUUUGUUAUUACAUUUGUCAUUAAACUUUAUCCCGGUCCUGUGUGUAAAAUUGUCCACUUAGUUUAAUAUGUUCAAUGCUGAUGCAAUUUAGAUGACGCAUUACAGACUGCGUAGUCCCUCCCCUAAACUAGCCGGGCCAAGUCUCCAUCUACUGCAUGGUACAGGAGCUUGACACACGCUUAUUCAGUUCGGUAGAAACGACGCGAACGAGUCCUCAACUGUGAUUCUCUUCUGUGGGGCCGUUUUCGAGUGUGAUUGGUCCGUUUUAAAGUUUACAAGAUGUGCGGCAUAUGGGCGCUAUUUGGCAGCGAUGAAUGCCUUUCGGUCCAGUGCACCAGUGCCAUGAAGAUAGCGCACCGCGGGCCGGAUGCGUUCCGCUUCGAGAAUGUCAACGGCUACACCAACUGCUGCUUCGGCUUCCACCGGCUGGCUAUCGUGGACCAGCUGUACGGCAUGCAGCCGCUGCGGAUCAAGAAGUUCCCCUUCUUGUGGCUCUGCUACAACGGCGAGAUCUACAACCAUCACAGACUGAAGGAUGUGUUUGAGUUUGAGCACCAGACUAAAGUGGACGGAGAGAUCCUACUGCACCUGUAUGAUCGCUUCGGCAUCGAAAAGAUGGCGUCUCUGCUGGAUGGAGUGUUUGCCUUCGUGCUGCUGGACACGGCUAACAAGAAGGUGUUCCUGGGCAGAGACACGUAUGGCGUCAGGCCCAUGUUCAAACUGCUCACCGACGAUGGCUUCCUUGCAGUGUCCUCCGAGGCCAAAGGCCUGACUGAGAUCACCCACUCCAUGGCUUCUCAGGUGAGGGUGGUGCCCUUUCCCCCGGGACACUUUGAAGCGUUCAACCUGAAACUGUCGGGGAAGGUGGAGUCCAUCCAGAUGGACCAGUUCCACAGCUGUGUGGACGAGCCGGCCCACAGCAUCUACGACAGCGUGGGGAAGCUGCCCUCAGGCUUCCAGCUGGAGACGGUGAAGAGCAACAUCAGGACGCUGUUUGAGAACGCCGUCAAGAAACGCCUGAUGGCCCACAGGAGGAUCGGCUGCCUCCUCUCAGGUGGCCUGGACUCCAGUCUAGUGGCGGCCACACUGGUGAAGUUGGCCAAGCAGGAGGAGUUGAAGUACCCCGUCCAGACCUUCGCCAUUGGCGCUGAGGACAGCCCUGACAUUCAGGCCGCACGCAAGGUGGCUAAAUACAUAGGCAGUGAACACCACGAGGUCUCCUUCACCCCUGAGGAAGGGAUCAAAGUUGUAAAGGAAGUUAUCUUUCAUCUGGAGUGCUAUGACAUCACCACCAUUCGCGCCUCCGUAGGCAUGUACCUGGUGUCCAGGUUCAUCCGUGAGAAGACAGACAGUGUGGUCAUCUUCUCCGGGGAGGGGGCAGACGAACUCACUCAGGGAUACAUCUACUUCCACAAGGCUCCAUCCCCUAAAGCAGCAGCUGAAGAAAGUGUUCGUCUGAUGAAGGAGCUCUACUUGUUUGAUGUGCUGAGGGCAGACCGCACCACUGCUGCUCAUGGGCUGGAGCUCAGAGUGCCUUUCCUGGACCACAGAUUCACUGCCUACUACCUGUCCUUACCUGAGGAGAUGAGAGUUCCCAAGGAUGGUGUGGAGAAGUUUCUGCUGAGAAGUGCCUUUGCGGGUGAGAACCUAAUCCCAGACGAUAUUCUGUGGAGACGCAAGGAAGCCUUCAGCGAUGGCAUCACAUCUGUCAAGAAGUCCUGGUACACCAGCCUUCAGGAGCACAUCGAGUCUGAGGUGAAUGACUCGGAUCUAGAGAUGGCUGCAAAGACAUUCCCCUUCAACCCCCCCAAAACCAAAGAGGGCUACUACUUCAGGCAGAUCUUUGAGGAGCUCUACCCUGGGCGCUGCGAGUGGACACCCCACUACUGGAUGCCCCGCUGGAUCAAUGCCACCGACCCCUCCGCCAGAACCCUGUCCAUCUACAAACCCGACAAGGACCAGUAGAACCCAUAUGCCAGAACCCUGUCCAUCUACAAACCAAACAACGACCUGUAGGAACAUUCCACUAGAACCCUGUCCAUCUACAAUUCGGACUUUAGAACCCCUCGCCCAGAACCCUCUCCAUCUGCAAACUAAACAAGGAGUGGUAGAGUCCACUAGAACACCCUUCAUCUACUCACACACCCCGUUCCGUGUUCCGGAUCCCCUUCUUCUGAAUCCCUUCAUCUUGUGAAUCUGGACCUAAGCUGACUGUUAAUUGCACUAUUGUAAAUAUUAUAUGCGCUAUUAAAACCAAGAUGCCUCCAGGAGGUAAGGCAUCACUCCCUUCAAAAACGCAUAGUAAAUGAAUGUAUUAAUAAUAGAAAGAACAUUUGGCCAUUGAGAUCUGUAGAAAACAUAUUCUACAUAGGAAUGUUGUGGUGUCCACUGAAAAAUAAAUAGUUUUUCUGUA